ACAUAUUAACAUCGCUAGCUUGACUCAGCGGAGACCCAAACGGAGGCAGAGCGGAUCAAUUUAGAGCUACGGUAGUUGAUCGGGAUUAUGCGGCGACACUGAUUACUGCAUCGGUAAGUAUCUGCAGCCUCUGGCACCACCGAACGAGACAAUUAACGGACUGUUCGGCCGCUUUCACGAUUUACCGCAAACCAGCUAGCCUAGCGCCUGUGUUUUUCUCCCUCUCAGACCUCCCCUCUCCCUUUGUUCGCUUGCGCCUUUUUUUUGCUCCGAUGCGGGUUUUGUAAAUACUGGCGCAACAUGGCUGCCGUGUGUUAGGGGGUUUGACCAAUUAUCUCUACACAUAUUUGAGUAUUUCAGUUUGUUCUCGGGAGUGCUGUUUAUGUUAUCCCCAGGUAAUUAAGGAUAGUAAACUGUGACCUCUGCCUGCUCAUUUUCAUCCUCAUCAUCAGCCAAAACAAGCAGCAACUCAUCUCUCCUACAGAGAUAGUCUCAAAGAAACAGUGACUGCAUGCUGUUCUGUUAAUGUGAGCUGUCUGUUUAAACGUAUGAAACCACACGCAGAGUGUGUGGAGAAAAUGCUCACACUGAACAAUGAAAGGCAGAAGAAGCAGGAGGACAGUGUGACAGGUAAACUCAGGGGAGGUCACUUUGUUGUUCUCUUACAUCUGGAUGGUUUGGUUAAUUAUGGAUGAAUGAGUAAUGUUGCUUUAAAACUUUGAUGAGAGACAAGGAUCACAACGCACUCAUAACUCACGAUACAUACACACUGAAGAUGAUGAUAUCACGAUACAGCAAUAAUGGACAAACUGCAAGGCUAUGAUGCACUUCCAUAUGUAAUUAAUAGGAAGAUGGAGAAUUCACUGAACAGGUAAUAUGCAAGAUUAUUGUCAUCAAAUACAGGUAUAGAUAUUUGCUGUCAGCAAUAAUUGAGAAUGAUACACCAUAUUUUGUUCCUCCCUUUACAUCUGUGCAGAUGCUGCUUGUAUUUAUGGCUCUAUAACACUGAAUGUAGACUAUUGAUUAACUUACUGACAUGAUCUGUACAUUAGAAUUUUUAAGUUCUUUUUACAGUCAUUGUUGCCAGUGUCACCAAAACGUUAACAUGAUACUUAUUGAUGUGAUAUGAUUGAAUUUAAUACCAGAUAUGCCCCACAGUAACAAUAUCCUAUCACAAUAAUUUUGAGGUAAUUGAUACAUUGCGUAACAUUCAUGUAAUAAUAUGUAAUAGAUAGGGGUGCAGCUAUUGAAUAUUUUAGUAAUUGAGUAUUCUACCAAAUAUUCCAUCGAUUAAUAGAGUAAUUGGAUAAAACACAAUUUUUUUCAGUUAAAGUGCAGUUAUUAAUUUACAAGAGAAAAUAAGACAUUUAACAUAAUAAUGAACAAUCAAUUAUUUUCCUUUUUUAGAAACAAGGAACGCUGAACAAGCAUGUGUGUUAGCGGAUUGCAAUGCUCGUAAGAAAGCUAAUUAUGAUAUUAACUUUCAUCAUGCGCCUAAAGAUAUUAGCAUCCAGGAGAUGAAUAGCUCCUGUUACCUGCUUCUGCUACGACACUGGCAAUGUUAGGCUGCAAGCUAGCAUGAAGAGGAGUGUGCAGAGCUGCGCUGUCUCCGCCCGUGACUCAGAGACCAAGUGCUAAUGAGCAACUGGAGCUCUGCAGAAGGAAAGCCCCUCUCAUCAUUCAUUUUUUCCCUUCCGCAAAACCAAAACUGCGCUUACCCCUCUUUCUACCAUGGUGACGUAAGCGUGUUGUGUCACCCUGAAAACAAUUUGUGCGAAAUAGGGAUGAUUUGAGCUUAUAAACGAGUACUAGAGGCAGGAAAAAUUCUAUCAUUUUUUGUAAUUGAGGUAUUUGAGGUACUCGAGGAAUUGUUUCAGCCCUAGUGAAAGAGCUAAAUUAUUGUUCUCUACAAUCAUAAAAAUGUCCUCCCUCUCUUUGCUUUGGAAUAGCUUCACCGUUCACCCCAAACAUCUUUCACUUUCAUUUCACCAUAAAUAGCUCAGAUCAAUGAGAAACAAAGUUUGGGAGUACAAGAAAAUUUUGUGUCCCAUUAAAUAUAAUGGUGGCCUGUUGUAUUAUCAACAAGUGCAACAGUGCCACAGCCACAGGUGGCGAGAGUAAAGCAGAGAUAGAAGCAGGAGGAGGAGAGAUGAUAGCAGCGAGAGGAGAAGAGUGAAGACAGGAGAGCCUGAAGAGGAUGAAGGUGGAGAGAGGAGAGCAAGGAGUGGAGCAGGUAGGAGGAGCAGGAGGAGGCAGGUGUAUAUCUGUGUGUAAGACAGAGGGACAGAAUGAGCAUGACCAGAGAGAGACUGUAGUGAUAAUAAGUGUGUAAUUAUGAUUGUGAUAAUGAGUUUUGUUAGAAUCGAGCAGCCCUAACAGAUACAUUUGAUGAACUUAACAAUAAUGAAUUCCCCUGAAGGUCAAAUGUUAGGGAUGUCUCGAUAGGAUAUUGAUAUUGGAUAGCGGUCUGAUAUCAGCCAAAAAACGGAUAUCAGAUUAUAUCGGCCUGCAUCUAAAAUCUCUGAUAUCAGUACUCCGAUACAACAGUCCAUUCCAGACUCGGCUCCGGCACCUCUAUCUAUCAGCGCCUUGAUCCUGCAUGCAGAGCCUAUGUAAUCACAACAACAGUGUGUACUAACGUACUAACAAAGUAGCAAGAAGUGGGAGCGAUGUCGACCGUUUGGCAGUAUUUUUUGUUGAAGUCUGAAAAAGACAUUGCAGCUGAGUGCAAAAUGUGUCAUGCACAAGUUUAAGGUGAUAUCAGGUCAAUAUCGGUGUUGGCCAAUACUGAAGGCCACAAUAUCGGUAUCGUAUCAGAAGUAAAAAAGUUGUGUUGAGACACCCUUGCAUAGCCCUAAUGACUAUUGAACCAUGUUUUUUAUCAUAGCAGUUUUUAAUGCCUAAUGUUCUCACCAGAAUAAACAAGAAUAACUUGGGUCCUAGUACUGAUCCUUGUGGGACACCGCUUGUUAGCUAUAAGAUUGUAACCCCUUUUUUAAGUGACAUUCUUACUAUAAUGUUCUAAUUUCUGCAUAAGUACCUUUUCAUUGGUUUGCAUAAAACAACUACCCAAAAAGACAUUCUAUUUAACACUGUCAGUCAGUUUAAUCACAGAGCCAAUGUUUAAUGUUUGAGUCGCUUUUUUUGUUUUGGUCCAGUUUGAGUCUUCUGCAAAAUUUCCUCCUAUGUCAUGGGUGUUAAAAAGGACAGCUGAGUCUAACCUCAGAUAAAGCAUCGCAGUUUGGGGUCUGGUGAAUCUUCCUGAUCUCUUCUUGACAGCAUCUUAUUGUGCCUGUGUGUCAUGUGACGGUCUGUAGUUCUAGUUGAACAGCUUGGCUUCUCUGUAAACUGGCUUCAAAGCCCAGCAGACAUAACUGAUGUGGCUCCUGAAACACAGAAAGGCAAGUCUGUAGAAAUAUAUCAAUAUAAAGACAGACUUGGAGAGAUGGGCGGAUGAAGCUCUGGUUCUUUUUUUCAGUUUGUGCUGAUAAAAAUCCUUUAAAGCUUUGACGCUAAACUCAGCAAACACAGCGACAUCUGGUGUCUGUAAAACUGAAGACAAAAUUGUGGUUUACUGGAGGAAGCACAGAUGACACUUCAAGUCUGGACCAAAGUCCUAGUGUGGAAUUUGCAGAGGCCAAACAAGGGUCCACAAUGGGCUGUUUUUUGGCUCCAGCAGUAGGGAAAAACUUCAUGUUAACAGGUAGAAACCUUGAGUAGAACCAGACUCAUGGUGGCCAGCCACCUGCAAGGAAUAGAUAUGCCAAGAAGAACAAUCAAGAAUGUAGAAUAAAGGAGAAAGACUGUGCAAAGUUGUAGAUCUUUUACUUAGAUAUACUGUAUGUGGAUGUAUAUGACCCACAUAGUUUGAGCUUGCAAAGUCUGCACCUGACCUUGUUUGCAACUCUUUGAAGGCUGCAGAAGUCUUUUGUAUUUUUCUCCAGUUGCAAAUCUGACAGUGUCACGCCCAUGUUUCUUCUUCUUUAGUUAAUUAGAAGCAUACAGAAAACAGUUUUCAGAUGUUCACUGCCAUUGUCUGGUGGCAGUAUGGCAUCACAACCGGGUGCUGCUAAAAACAGCAGAAAGAUUUGAUUUUCAAAAUGAGAAACGAGUAGCACAAAGAUUUUUAUUAUCAAACUUUGAUAUAAAUGACCCGUUCCUGGUAUUGUCCACCAGUUUUUCAGCAGGCUUUGUCAGUAGAACAGUCUGGUAGAGCUGGGUGGUUAAUCAGAUUUCAAUUUUCCAUAAGAUUGACUGUUUUUUAUGAUCAUAAAAAAUCAUAAUUUAGCAUAAGCCAUGUUGUCCAUCUGCUGUGUUUUGCACAUUAUGAAGUGCUCCUUAACAUGUUGUGUAACAGUGGUACAAAGUAUCAGGUAGCUACAGGAGGAGAGAGGAAAGCAGGGAGAGGAGCAGGAAGAAGAGAGGAGGGCAGGGAGAGGAGUAAGAGGAAGAGAGGAGAGCAGGGAGAGGAGCAGGAGGAAGAGAGGAGAGCAGGGAGAGGAGCAGGAGGAGAGAGGAGAGCAGGGAAAGGAGCAGGAGGAAGAGAGGAGAACAGGGAAAGGAGCAGGAGGAAGAGAGGAGAACAGGGAAAGGAGCAGGAGGAAGAGAGGAGAACAGGGAGAGAAGCAGGAGGAGAGCAGGGAGAGGAGCAGGAGGAGAGAGGAGAGCAGGGAAAGGAGCAGGAGGAAGAGAGGAGAGCGGGGAGAGGAGCAGGAGGAAGAGAGGAGAGCAGGGAAAGGAGCAGGAGGAAGAGAGGAGAACAGGGAAAGGAGCAGGAGGAAGAGAGGAGAACAGGGAGAGAAGCAGGAGGAGAGCAGGGAGAGGAGCAGGAGGAGAGAGGAGAGCAGGGAAAGGAGCAGGAGGAAGAGAGGAGAGCGGGGAGAGGAGCAGGAGGAAGAGAGGAGAGCAGGGAAAGGAGCAGGAGGAAGAGAGGAGAACAGGGAAAGGAGCAGGAGGUAGAGAGGAGAACAGGGAGAGAAGCAGGAGGAGAGCAGGGAGAGAGCAGGAGGAGAGAGGAGAGCAGGGAAAGGAGCAGGAGGAAGAGAGGAGAGCGGGGAGAGGAGCAGGAGGAAGAGAGGAGAGCAGGGAGAGGAGCAGGAGGAAGAGAGGAGAACAGGGAAAGGAGCAGGAGGAAGAGAGGAGAGCGGGGAGAGGAGCAGGAGGAAGAGAGGAGAGCAGGGAAAGGAGCAGGAGGAAGAGAGGAGAACAGGGAAAGGAGCAGGAGGAAGAGAGGAGAACAGGGAGAGAAGCAGGAGGAGAGAGGAGAGCAGGGAGAGGAGCAGGAGGAGAGAGGAGAGCAGGGAAAGGAGCAGGAGGAAGAGAGGAGAGCGGGGAGAGGAGCAGGAGGAAGAGAGGAGAGCAGGGAAAGGAGCAGGAGGAAGAGAGGAGAACAGGGAAAGGAGCAGGAGGUAGAGAGGAGAACAGGGAGAGAAGCAGGAGGAGAGCAGGGAGAGAAGCAGGAGGAGAGAGGAGAGCAGUAGAGUGUUACUCUACUGUGUGAGUAAAUCUGACACAGUUUUGUCCUUGUAGUGGUGGGACUGCUAAAAAAAGCAGCCUCUGUUAAUUUUAGGGUCCUUUUAACGAUCACUUUUUCAGCCUCUGUCCUGGACUUUAAUCCCUCACAUCAGAUGUGUACCUCCUGCUGGGUCCCUGGCUUCAAUCUCCUCUCUUGUGUCCCCCUUAGUUUGGUCGAUACUGGUCUGAUCCUGGUCUGAUCAGAGCCUGUGCUGCUGCCUGGUUGUGUUACUGCAGCGCUGCAUGUGUGUCAGGGUCUGCGGUUCAGCAGUUAGUUUUGCAGUUGUGCUCGUUUUCAUGCAGCGUGCAGCUCCAAACAGCCCCCUCUGUUUAUCGCUGAUUUUAUCACCAAGAAGACAUUAUCUGCAGAACAACAGGAGGAGUGUGUUCCUGUGUGUUUUAGAGGGAAGCAUCCUGUGAAUAUCUUUUGUGUAGUCUCUCAGCAGUGCUCAGUGUGUGUGUUUGACCUUGUGAUACAGAAUAUGUCUGUGAUUAUCAGGGAUUUUAUCCUCUACUGCUGCUGCUGCUGACGUUUAUCCUGGUUUUCAUGGACAGUUUGUUGUUUCUGUGCCUCCUUGUGCUUUUUAAUGAUGUGCAAAAUCACUUUUUAUACCAUUUACAGUCAGAGAGUGGUUAAGUUAAUCAAUGUAAUUGUAAACAAGAGCUGGUUGUAAAAAUCUCUUUAUAAAGUCAGAAAAGGGAUCCUGCUUUUGAAUAUCUUAGACACCAGAGCAGCUGUUUUCAGUAAAGCACUGCUGCAAAUAUUCAAGCAAUAGAUAAUUCAUCAACAUAAGGGAGGUAGCUUUAGCCUUUGCUUGAUUCUCUCUGCAAAAUCACCACAAAAGGGCUGUUCCCAGCUGGGAUUUUGACCUUUGACCUCUGAUCCGUGACCUGUGCUUGUGAUGGAGGGAGUUAAAUGCCUUUGUAAAACAAUGAUCAGGUUUUUCGUGCAGCUCAAACCAGGAAAAGAUUAAAAUUCACCCCGGUGCCGACCAAGAUCAGUUAAACAUUUGCAAACUCAGAGUAAAACUUCUGAGGAUGAAUUUAAGUGCAGUCAUGGGGAAUGGAUGUAAAGAUGGUCAGCUUCUGAGGGACGAAUGAAAAGAAACCACUCACUAACAAUUAGCUCAUUAGAGGUGUAACGAAUGGACUCAGACUCUGUAAUUAACCCAUAGUUAUGUCAGUUGAACCCUGAGAAAGCCCUCAGUAAAGAGGUGAUGCCUCUGAUAAGUGGUUUUUAUACAGUGAGCUUCAAGGGCAUGUGAGUGCACAGUCAGCAAAGGGAUACAGUGGUCACAAUACAGUACUGUUAUCCUAACUAAAUCAUGAUACUUACUAUCAUGAUAUAAUGUCAUCACAAUAUGAUCAUACAAAGAUACUAAUGAUCACAGUAUGGUAUCAGGAUAUGAAAUUGUCCCAAGAUGAUGAUAAUAAUACACUGUAAUCAGGCUGCAGUUUCCUAGACAUACAACACUAUCAUACAUUGAUAUUAUCAUGAUAUAUCACAAUAUGAUUGUACAAUACCAUCACAAUAUCAUAUUACCAGCAGUGUUUCCCACCAGAUGGGAAUCUAUGUCAAUAUAUGUUAUUUUGACAUUUCGGUGUGCAAGGACAUCAUCACGAAACGACAAAGGAAAUUAACAUAUUUUUUGGGUGCAGAGAAAACAUUAAUGUGUGUAUCUGCCACAAACAGGAAAUAAAACUGUUUUAAAUCAGCCAGUCUAGUAUUAAAUAUGUGAGUUUCAUGUUUGUAUCUCUUGUCCUCCCCCUCCAGGUUGAACGCACUGUGUCCUCAGUGAGUCCAGCAGCUGUGACGUCACCCAAGUCUCCAGGCUUUAGUCUGUCUCCGGCCUGUAUGCAGCCUGUCCAGGGCCCGGCCUAAUCCCUGGUCCUCCUUCUUUCCCACCACCUCCUCCCUCCUUUCCCUACCCUCCUCCCCCUGCCCCCACCCCUCUGCCCUCAACCCCUACCCCCACCCCAUAACCCCAAACCCAGUGUCACACACAUUGACAACCAGCACUUAAUCCAAACCGGCAGCCUGGCUGGCUAGCCUCCUCAGGUGGAUGAAUGAAGACUCCAUUCAAGAGCCCAGCGGCCCCUCGGCCCCGAGCCGACGGGGGUGAGUCACUGAACAGCAGACACAAUUAACACACAUACACUACAGGCCAAAGGUUUGAAAGCAAGGCCAUUACAGGCCGAACAGUUGGGAGUAACUUCAAGUUUUUGUUCACAAUGCUUUCUUUAAAAUCCAGCAUGAGUUUUAUGUAUUUUGGGAUGUAUUUACUCCAUGAUCAGAUGCUGCUUUCAUGGAAAUGCACCAUUUUACUCCAUUUACCUUCAGAUAUACAUUGAUGUUAACAGACCAUUGCUAAAUAUAUGUCAGCAAAAGAUAAUAAGGGCUUAGUUUUAGGGUUGAAAACAUUUGCAAGAGUCACAACUUCAGUGCAAAAGCUAAAAAACAAAUCACAGUUGAAUUAUUCACUUUAACUUUUUGGCUUUUGAGAGUCUGCAUACAAAAAUCCUAAUAAAUCUCAACUGCAUUUACACUACCGCAAAAAUGGCUAGAAAGAAGCAACUGAGUAAAGCAGGCAUGUCCAAACUAUUCCACAAAGGGCUGGUGUGGCUGCAGGUUUGUCUUCCAACCAAUCAAGAGCAUGCAGUCUGACCAAUCAGCUCUCUGCAGACUGAGAUCAGCUGAUGAAAUAAAUCAAAUCUGGUGUGCUGCUGCUUGGUUGGAAGAAAAACCUGCAGCCACACCGUCCUUUUGUGAAAUAGUUUGGACAUGCCUGGAGUAAAGAAACAAAAGUACAUAUUUGUACACUGAGGAAAGAAGGAUACACAGAAAGAGAAAUUGCAAAAUGCCUAAAGGUGUUUAACAAAGGAGUCCACUACACUCGGAAGAGACUAGAGGAACCUGGAAGUUAUGAUGAUAGAAAAAGAUCUGGACGAAAGAAAGUUACUACAAAAGCAGAGGAUAAACAUAGCAUCGUCACCAGUAAGAGACAGCACCAAAAAUAAGGGAGGAAAUCAACAUGACAAGGUCGAAACCCAUAUCUCUGACAACCGUGAAAUGACGUUUGAGAAAGGCUGGUCUGAAGGGUUGUGUGUCUGCAAAAAAACACUACUUCGUCCAUAGAACAAGAAAAAGAGAUAUGAGUGGGCAAAAGCUCACAAAAAUUGGACUUAUGAUGACUAGAAACAAGUUUGCACUGUUUGGUUCAAAACGCAGAGUCUAUGUUCGCAGGCAAACUGGUGAACGUCUGAAAGCGCCAUGUGUUACACCCACAAUUCAGCAUGGAGGUGGUAGUUCCAUGGUAUGGGAAUGUUUUGCAGGUGAUGGAGUAGGAGAUUUGUUCAAAGUAAAGGGUAUCAUGAAGAAGGAACAGUACCACUCCAUCCUCCAGCACCAUGCUGUUCCAUCUAGACUCAGACUUGUGGCUCAUAAGUUUGUUUUGCAGCAAGACAAUGACCCUAAGCACUCUGCCAAGCUCUGUCAGGGUUACCUAGACAAAAAAGAAAAGGAAGGUGUUCUUCAAAAGAUGGUUUGGCCCCCUCAGUCUCCAGACCUUUCUCCAAUUGAGCUUGUGCGGGAUGAAUUGGAUCGAUCGGUCAGAAAAACGCGUCCCACGAAUCAGCAGUCUCUUUUUAAUAAACUUAAGAAAGCUUGGAAUGCAAUCCCUGGAACAUACCUUAGAAAACUUGUGGAACGAAUGCCUGGUAUAUGCAAAGCUGUUGUUAAAGCCAGAGGAGGUUACUUCAGAGAAAGCAAAGUCUAAGCAACAAUAACUCAAAUACCUAAUAAUUAGGUAUAAUUAGGUAUCUUUUUUGCACAAAUCUGAUAUUGCUUCCAAACUUUUGGCCUGUAGUGUACAUGAUUAAAGAUGGAGGACCCUGGGGUGAUAUUAUGAGUUUGUUAUUUCUCACAAUGAAACACUUCCUGUUGUUCUCCUGACUCAAUAAGCUCUCAUAUCUGACAAUCCUUAAACACACCAUCUCUUUCAGUGAUAAAUGCUCCAUGUUUGUGUUUCAGGACAUUCAGGCGUCUCUGCAAACAUGAUGAAGAAGAAGAACACACACAAGUAAGUCUUAUGAAUGCCCACUGACACAAAAAAAUACCAGAACUCAGUUUUGAUAACCAUGAACCUCCUUUACUUCCUUUUACAAGCACACCGCCAGAUCCAAAUAAGUCUGGACAGCAUUUCAAAUGUUGUUUAAAACAGACUUUGGUUCAUCUAAUUAGUUUUACCAGUCCAAAAUCUUAGUAUCAAAUGUUGAAAUUAAAACAUCUCGUUGUUCUAUAAAAAGUAUGAAUUUAUUAACAUCAAUGUCAACAGCAAAUUUUGAAAAGUCUGGACAGGGGGUCUUUUUCAUUGUGUUGCAGUACCUCCUUUUUUAAAGUCCCACUCAGAUCGUUUUUUUUUUCUCUACUUAACAUGUUCUCAGUGGUCUUAAAAUUGUGAUUAUGAAGUUUAUAGCUAAAAUCAUGUUACCUGUGUCAUUUUCGAGUGCUUUUCCUCUACAGAGCUCCAGUAGCUCAUUAACAAUUCUCCUCUGAGUCCUGGGCGGAGACAGUGCUGCUCUGCACACUCCUCUUCACGCUAGCUUGCAGCCUAACAUUGUCAGUGUAGUAGAAAUGGCAGGUAAUAUAGAAUAACUUGAACACUAAUGUCUUUUGUGACAUGAUAAAAGUUAAUUUCAUAAUUAGCUUUCUUACGAGCAUUGCAAUCUGCUAACGCACAUGGUUGUUCCGUGACCGUCCUUCCUAUUUCUUUUAGUCUGGCCUGCAUAGUGGGGCUCUGGGGCAGCGCUUGGAUUUGUGAUGUAGGAAAUUACACUGUGUCUGAGUCUGUUGUUUUGGUCUGCCAGAGAUUCACAGCGAUUUAAAUGCAGAAAUACACAGAAAUGAACAUGUAGACAACAAGAAAAGCGUGAUUUUCAUCGGAGUGGGUCUGUAACAAGACUAUAAACAUUUAGGGACCCAGCUGACCAGUUUCUGGCGUUUGGAAAGUGAAAUGUUGUCCAUUUCUCGCUUGCUCAACAGUUCAUGUUGCCCCACUUUUUCAAGCUGAGACUGCAGACAGAGCGGAGGACACAGUGUCCAUGAUUUCCAUAAAGAAUGUUUAAUUUUAAAUCCUAGGAUAUGAGGACGAUCCUCCUCUCCUAAAUGGGCCCAGAAAAUUACAAGAGUUUCUAGAUGGACAUGAGGAAGUGGUUGACCAACCUCUCCUCUGUUUGAUUUAUCGAUAUGUUCUUCUCUCUCUCUCUAUCUACUGCUUUUCUUUGAUUUAUCCUCUCUUCAUCUUUUAAUAUCUUUAUCAUCAUCGUCAUUGUCUCCUCUUGUUCCUGUUGUCCCUGCAGAAAACAGAAGACCAGUGUUGGUCCCAGUAAGACUCUGGCUCAGCCCAGAAGGAACAUCGUGGGUUGCAGGAUCCAGCACAUCUGGAAGGAGGGCAGUAAGUUGGAUUUGAAUGAAUCUUUGAAUGACUGACAGCAAAUGUUUGAAGCCAGAAUCCUGCAGUUUUCAGGAGCAUUAGCAAAGCAGACAAGCUCUUUUUGUUUCCCCGUUCAGCUGACUCAGCUGUGUCUGUAUCUUCUCAGGUAAGUCUUCCCAGUGGAAAGGGACGGUCCUGGACCAGGUCCCUGUCAACCCCUCCCUCUACUUGAUCAAAUAUGAUGGCUUCGACUGCAUCUAUGGUCUGGAGCUGUACAGUGAUGAGCGGGUGGUGGGGCUGGAGGUCCUACCUGACAGAGUGGGUAUGUAGACAAACAGGACUGUCCCACAGUCAGAAAUAAAGACAAACAGGGUGAAAUAUUGACAGAUUUGAAGGAAGUCUUAGUUUGAGCUUUGCAAAGCAAAUAACUUUUAAAAGACUUGUUGUCUAAAUGGAGUUCAAAUCUUCUAUUUCACACGCUUUCUCAGGAUCCCUGAAGAAUCUAGACACUUAGAGGCUAUCUUCGCAUAUAGUCAAGCCGACCAGUGUUAGGCUUGUUCAGGUUAAAGCGGUAUUUUAGUGUUUCUGGGGUGGUUUUAUGAGUAACAUGUCAUGAAGGCCAGGCAGCUCAACCCUUCUAAUGAGAGACUGCGGGGGAACCAGUCCACAAAUAAUGCAGAAACAAACAGGCUUUCAGAUAGUAAAGAACAGUGCUGAAAAGUUUCUCAGUAGAGUGCACACUUUGACUGUGAUGAGUGCUUGAGUCCAUUAGCUGGAUUGCAUGGCAGAGUUGACCCCGUCUGCAGGAAACUGUAGCCUAGCAUGUGUCCUGUUUCCUCCUGGCAGUUUCAUUAAAGGGGCAGAAUUGACUGGCGUUAAUUGUGGCUAAAACACUUAGUCGUAAAAUGUAACUCAUACAACCCCACUUCAAAAAUACUGAAAUAUCCCUUUAAUUUUAGCUGUGUGUGUAGAUGUAUUUUAAAGAGAGUCAGACCCUUAAUACACAGUCAAAAAUCAGACUUGGCUAACAUGAUAGACAAAGAGAGGACAGCAUUCAGGACUCAAAGGAUUCUCUUCAGUCCAGAUAAACUGUUAAUAAGAAGAUAACCAGAUUAAUAAUCACUGAACAAACUAACAGCUGUGCUGUGAUUGGUCCAGCUCCGGCCCGUGUGAGCGACUCCAUGCUGGCAGAGACGAUGAUCGGGAAGGCAGUGGAGCACAUGUUUGAGACAGAGGACGGGCCGAAGGAGGAGUGGAGGGGGAUGGUGCUGGCUCGAGCUCCCAUCAUGACCUCCUGGUUCUACAUCACCUACGAGAAGGACCCGGUGCUCUACAUGUACCAGCUGCUGGACGACUACAAGGAGGGAGACCUCCGCAUCAUGCCUGACUCCAGUGAGUAAACAAACAGGCUGGAACGGUGUUGUUAGACCAGAUAGACCGAGGUUUAGUCCAGCCUCUCCUUUGGGCACAUUUGAAUGAAGUGAAUUAUAUCUGUUAUUUAUACGUCCACUUCCACCUGUUUGUUUGUUUGUGACUCUGUAGAUGACAGCGUGACGGCGGAGCGAGAACCUGGCGAGGUGGUGGACAGUCUGGUGGGUAAACAGGUGGAGUACGCCAAAGAGGACGGCGGGAAACGGUCGGGGAUGGUGAUCCACCAGGUGGAGGCCAAACCGUCUGUCUACUUCAUCAAGUUUGAUGACGACUUCCACAUCUACGUCUACGACCUGGUCAAGACCUCCUAAGACCUGAAGACCUGGUCUGGGGCCUGAAAAAGACUUACUGAGACCUGCCUGGACCCAGUGACAUCCACUACACCCCCCUCUAUCCACCAGUGAAGAAGACCUACAGAUGAAGCAUCCUUACUUUCCAUAAUCUAUGGGAACGCCUAGUACGGACGAUUUCUACUGUUCUGUUCAUGAAACGUCUUAAAACACUAAAAGAUCCAGAUCACAGAAACCCAGAUCCCCAAAGGUGUUUCAGAUCAUUUUCUCUCAUUUGUAAAUUUUAUUUGGAUUUCUUUCAUUUCAUCUAAGGAAACUGAUUCCAGUGACCCCCCAAAGAAAACCAGCAAUUUUAGAUAUUUGGAAUAUCUAAAGAUCUGCAUUCAGUUUUGGAGCAUCUGUGGCAAAAAUUAACCAAAACUGUUUAAAAAAAAUUGUUUAGUUUGAAAAACUCAAGUCCUGCAAACUGAGGCAUUCGAGAUCAUGCUCCUCACACUAUUCUGGACCAAACUCUGAGGUCUUCUGACACCAUUAUGCUUCAUUUCAGGGUCAAAGCUGCUCGUGGAACAGAGAGACCCCCCCCCCUUUCCUGAAACCCUCAUAAGAAAUUAUUUUUUUAAAUAUUUGUGCCAAAAAAGUUUCAGAAAAGUUUUUUGGGGGAUUUUAUUUGACAUGGGAAUUCGUUAACGCUACAGAUACAGUGUUGGAAGUUAAUUCUCCUCUUAUUUAGAUGAUAUGUUUAUGGUAACACUCCUCUUUAACCCUCUUAUUUAAACCCUUGUUAAAAACUUAUUGUAACUUAGUUGUGGUGGCAUUUCUAAAGUAACUGUGGUCAAAUAUUAGCCUCCACUCAUAUGACUUGAAGUCAGAUACUUGUACCUGCUGUAAAACUACUCAUAAAAGUCAUUCAAACUGUCUUUUAAUGCUUUAAAAUAUUAAAGGGAUAUUACAGCGUAAAUUUAGGCUAUGGUCUAACAUACCAUAACAUUGAGUUAGACACCCUCUCGAGAGAUGAAUGUUGCCGACUGCUUGCUUCUCUAGUUAUACCAACUUAAGCAACGACCACAGAUAGCAAUACUCAGGGGUCUACACCUCCACGCAAAAACCUCAACCAAAAAGCCACUCUGUAGCCACAAGUAAUGCUCAGAACAGCAACUAACUUCAUCAACAGUACAUAAAGGGUCCCAGCCGUAGUACUUGCCAUCAAACAUCUUUUUAGCUUUGCCUAAUUUCUUUAGGAAAGAGACCAAACACAACUCACCCACUCUCCUCCAGCAGCCACUUUUUUGUGGGGGAGCCCUGAUGACUUGAUCAGAGUUUUGCAGCUCAAGGAAGAACAUUUAUGAUCAUUACUUCAGGGAAAUGCGGGGAAAUCAGACUGAGACGCUAAGGCCGAAGAACUACAGCUUCUGCACUGCAAAAUGAUUAUUAUUAUGACAAAUACUUCAUAGAAAAGAUCUGCCACACUCAGUGAUCGACUCAUCAGGGCUCCCCCACAAACAAGCAGCUUCUGGAGGAGAGUGGGUGAGUUGUGUUUAGUCUCUAUGCUAAAGAAAUCAGGCAAAGCUAAAAAGAUGUUUGAUGACUAGUACUAUGGCUGGGACCCUACAUGUACUGUUGAUGAAGUUAGGUUCUGUUCUGAGCAUUAUUUGUGGCUAUAGAGUGGCUUUUUGGUUGAGGUUCGUUUAUGGCUCCUCAGACCGCUGUGUAUUGCUAUUGUGUGGUCGUUACUAAAGUUGGUAUAAAUAGAAAAGCAAGCAGCCGACAACAUUCGUCUCUCAAGGGGGUGUCUUACUUGCUGUUAUGGUGUACUGUGUUUGACCAUACCUGAAAUUUACGCUGGAAUAUCCCUUUAAAUAAGGGGGUUAAAAUGUUGAGUCAAACCGUUAGCAUGCUCCUGCUCUUGUCUGAGCUACACUGAGUGCUGUUCUCUUAUUGGUUCAACCUACAUUUGGCUCUUUAGCAGGUUUGUUUUGGACCUCCAUCUGUGCGUAUAUGAUAUAAAGUUUUAAUCUUUCCCCUCUGUUCACUCCUCUCUUAUUUUUGUAACAGCGUUUUGUAUAGUUUCCUUUUUGUUGAUAUGUUUAUACAGUGGACUCAAAUCGCCUUUUUCUUUGUAUAUGAUCUCUUCUUUGUUUCUGCUCAGUCCCUUGUUAUUCUGUGGAUACUGUAUAUAACCUAGUUAGCUGUCAGAAGCUCUUGUUUCCUGGUUUAAAAAUUCAAAUUUCAUCUGAAUUUGCUGAACAUUUAAUCCUUCGUGGCGCUCCAAUCAGUAUGGUGAGAGCAGGAUUAUUUUUGUUCUUAAGCCGUUUGCUGUUUGACAAAUCUUUUCAUUCCUUUAUGGAAAUGAUGUUUUUCACUCAGGAUUGGGGUUAAACUUCCUCACAACGUCCAUCUUUUUCCCUUUUUUUAAAACGAGAUACUUUGUCAUGCAUUUCAUCUUUCACCCCCCCCAAACUCUUUAGCACAUGUAGCUCCACCUACAUCUGUUGGCGUGUAAACAUCACUACAAGUGACAUUACCGUUAGCAUAAACAGCCAUGUUGCCUGAUUCACGUCAUAUGUGCCUAAAGGGACUCAGAUCACACCAAAUGUUAGGAAAAGGGUAAAAAGUUCCUGUUCCAGUUUGUUCUCAUUCAGGAUCCAGCCUCUUAAAAAUCUGGAAAACUCUGUGUUUACUUUUUUUUUUUGCCCCAGAAUAUUUUUUUCACAUUUUCAGAUUUUUUUGUUAUUCUGCUUCUAAAUUCUAGAAUUUAAGACCCCCUACAAUUCCAGGAUCUGCCGUUCUAGAAGCUGCUGUUCUGGAAUACUGUUCCAGAAUCUGUUGUUCUAGAAUUUGCUGUGCUAUGAUCUGUUCUUUAAUGUUCUAUCGGAAUAUUUAACCCUUUCAUGUCUUGAUUUUAGAACACCUAGACUCUGGAAUGAGUAAGCCUUUUCUGUGGAACCCAUGAGAUGAUGUCAUGGAACCUACACUUUCUCGACACUCAUGAAAUCUACCAUUUGAUUCUCUGAAAAGGGCAACAUGAUUAGAUCCCUCCCAUCUUGACUGACAAACAUACUUGCGCAGUUUCUGACAAAACUCAAUUAAGACUUUGAGAAGAACAUUCGAUCACGCAUUUUCAUCUCUGGUUCUAGACUGUGUUAACUGUUAAAGUCUACACAGAGGUCACAAAUACUAACCCUGUGGUCUCAGCAUCAUAAGUCUGAUUUCUCCAUGUUGAAACAGUCUUUUUUUUUGUGGAGCUCGGUGUCAACCUCAACAAAACUGUGAGAAUCUAGAAUCCCUAAAAUAUAGCAAGGAUUUCUCUUGACUUCUCCAGACUUCUGUUUGAGUCCAAACAGUCCCAGAGCAAAACUGGAAGGCUGAGUUUUUUGGUUUUAGGUUCAAAAAUUGCUUUUAAAACCUGGUUCUGUGAGACUUUUUUUUAGCCCUCAUUCCCUUAUUUUUGAAUUGUUUCUUUUAACUGUGUUACCCCUGUCACCAAGGCAACAUGUUUAAUAAUCAGCUGAUGGUGACUGAUUAACCUCACACUAAACAGGUACAGGUGUUGAACUGUGGGGAGACUCCUGGGCGGCUGUGUGUGUGUGUGUGUGUGUGUGUGUGUGUGUGUGUGUGUGUGUAUGUGUGUGUGUGUGGGGGGGUUCUGGAUCUGUGUCUGGGUGGACCCUCAGCCUCCAUGGUGUGGACACUGAGUAGCCGUGUUUUAAGGAGCCAACACACUGUUGGUAUUUUACAGAAAAAAAAAACGGUGUGUGUGAAAGAGAGGGAAAGAGAGAGAUUGUGUAAAAGUGUGUGUGUGAGUGUGUGCGUGCUGUCGAUCAGCCCCUCUUCAGAGCUGUGUUGUUUUUGCAUGCCUAUAUUCUAGCUCAGUGUAAUUCGAUGUGAGUUGCAUGUCUGUAGUUUUCAGUUGUUUAGCUGACUUCUGUCUGUUGUGGCUUUGGGUGCCUUUUGUUUUCGUUCUAUUUGUUUGUUUUCUUCUCUCCUUUUUUCUGUUUUUUUUUUUUUGUUUGUUUUUUUAUGUUAUUUUGUACCUUGUGUGUCCCAGAGGCUGAUGUGUGUUUUUGGGGUUAUUAAGCAAAAAGAAAAGAAAAUGAAAACACAGAUUAUCCUCCCAAAAACAGAUCUGACAGCAGUUAUCAGGUUAAAAACCGCAGCGACGAUGACCCUGUGAAGCCUGUUUUUGGGUGGAUUGUCCCUUUAAAGAGUGCCAACUACAGAUGCCAGUGUUGUACAGCAGUGAAAAUCUCACACUAUUUACUAAAAUAAACCAUUUCUCUGUUUUUUCACUCAA
Molecule: messenger RNA, 16958 nt
Organism: Xyrichtys novacula (pearly razorfish)
Lineage: Eukaryota; Metazoa; Chordata; Actinopteri; Labriformes; Labridae
Source: the annotation of a GenBank genome assembly